CUGUCUGCCCCCACGGUUACUUGCUUGCCCCUGGUGCAGAGCAGGCUGAGGGCUGGGUUCCUUGGACACCAGGGGACUAGCACACUCUCCUCCCCAGGUGGGCAUCAUGCUGCACUACGCCACACUGUCCACCCUGCUGUGGAUCGGGGUGACGGCCAGGAACAUCUACAGGCAGGUGACCAGGAAGGCCCCGCCUUGUGCCAGUGCCGACCAGCCGCCCUUCCCCAGGCAGCCGCUGCUCAGGUUCUAUCUCCUCAGUGGAGGGGUGCCUUUCAUCAUCUGUGGGGUGACAGCAGCCACGAACAUCAGGAACUACGGGGCCGAGGACGGGGAAGCUGCAUACUGCUGGAUGUCCUGGGAGCCCAGCCUGGGCGCCUUCUACGGCCCAGCGGCCUUCAUCACGCUGAUCAGCUGCGUGUACUUCCUGGGCACCUACGUCCAGCUGCGCCGCCACCCCGAGUGCAGGUAUGAGCUGCGUGAACGCACGGAGGAGCAGCAGCGGCUGGCGGCACCGGAUUCAGGCCCGGGCCACCGCGCGGGGCCAGGCUCCGAACCCUGCUGCGAGGGCCCGGCUGCCUCCUCUCUGCUGCGGAAUGAGCACUCCUUCCGGGCUCAGCUGCGCGCCGCCGCCUUCACGCUCUUCCUCUUCGCGGCCACCUGGGCCUUCGGGGCGCUCGCCGUGUCGCAGGGGCCCUUCCUGGACAUGAUCUUCAGCUGCCUGUACGGGGCUUUCUGCGUGACGCUGGGACUCUUCGUGGUCAUCCACCACUGCGCCAAACGCGAGGACGUGUGGCGCUGCUGGUGGUCCUGCUGUCCCGCCCGCCGUCGCGCCGGCGCCGAUGCGGACUGCCUGCCGGACUCGCCACGCGCCGGCCACCCGGGCUGCGGCCACCAUCCCGCCGGCCACUGCAAGAUGACCAACCUGCAGGCCGCCCAGAGCCACACCCACUGCCUGUCGCCGACCACGCCCUGCUGCGCCAACAUGCACUGCGAGCAGCUGCUAGAGGAGGCGGCGCUGGGCCUGGACGGCGCUGAGGACGCCUUCGGGCCAGGUCCGCCGCCGCACCGCUGCCUGCCCGGGAGGACUCGGCCGCCCAUCUUCGGCCGGCCGCGGGCAGCCUACCACAUCCCGGCCAGCCUGGACGGCAGCCCCCGCAGCUCGCCCACCGACAGCCCGCCCAGCUCGCUGGAGGGCCCAGCGGGCGCGCACACGCUGGCCUGCUGCGCCCAGGGGGACCCUUUCCCAAUGGCUGGCCAGUCCGAGGGCAGCGUGCUGUACGGCUGCACCCCGCGGCCCGGCCCGGCGCACUUCGAGAUGCUCCGCCGGACGCAGUCCCUGCCCUUCGGCGGCCCCGGGCAAAAUGGCGCGCUCAAAGGCUCCUUGCUCGAAGGGCUGCCCUACGGUGCCGACAGCACCGGCAACAUCCGCACGGGGCCCUGGCGGAACGAGACCACCGUGUAGGCGGGGCACACAGAAGCGCCCCACCACCUCGGGCGGGCCUGCGCCCCCGCGAGCUCGGCGCAGGGGCGUGGCGCAAUGGGGAUCGAGCAGCUCUGCGGUCAAGGACCAGAGGGAAAGCCCCUCCCCCCGCGCUGAGCCCCCUCCAAACCCUAUCCCCACUGUCCCACACCGGCUGCCUAGGGUCCUGGGGAAGCGGUCCUAAGGAGUCCCCCGGCAGGCCCUCAAAGCUUGAGCACACCCCUCUGGCAGCCCCCACACCCUUCACCUACGCGCACGCGCGCACAUACACACAGAGACCCCGCCAGCUGCUCCCUGGUUUCUGGCGUGGAACUUCUAGGUCCGAGGGGCUCUCCUGCAGCCCCGCCCGUUCCUGGGGAGCUGCCCCGUGGCUAGGGGCCCAGCACCCGAACCCCAACUGCUGCUCUGUGCCCCCCUGCCCCUAGGCCUGGGCCGCCCACACGGGAGCCCCACUUGCAACUCUCAGGUGGACAUCUCCAGGGGUUGUCUGGGGGGCAGGCAGUAGGAGCCACCGCCUAGAAACGCCCAAACAUGCUUCAGUGGCCCUUCAACCUGCCUGAAUGCCACCCCGCUGGGCCUUGGGGACAAUAAAGUUCUCUGUUCCAACAA
This is a messenger RNA of Echinops telfairi (small Madagascar hedgehog), 2089 nucleotides long. It is a transcript of the gene ADGRA1, whose product is annotated as adhesion G protein-coupled receptor A1. NCBI's taxonomy places the organism in Eukaryota, Metazoa, Chordata, Mammalia, Afrosoricida, Tenrecidae. Gene Ontology annotation, cellular component: postsynaptic density; plasma membrane; glutamatergic synapse. Gene Ontology annotation, biological process: cell surface receptor signaling pathway; G protein-coupled receptor signaling pathway. Gene Ontology annotation, molecular function: G protein-coupled receptor activity. The transcript is spliced from 3 exons. The record is from RefSeq and is a predicted model, not a curated record. Bases 107 to 1462 code for a protein of 451 amino acids.